AUGCUAUUGCAAAGGAAGCCUCUAAUUGAGAGCCUAAUGCUAUUGCAGAGGAGUGAAGCUCGUGAUAUCAGCCAGCCCAUUUCAUCUCAACAGUUCAAGUUGCUUGGUGUUAUGCAAUUCCAACUCAAGCAUGUGUAUAGGGAAUCCAAUGCAGUUGCUGACUAUCUGGCUUCCUUUGUUGUACAUACUGGUAGUUGUCAUGAGUUUUCUGAAGGGGACUGCUUGCCUGCUGUUGGGAGGUUGUUAUUACAAAGGGAUAAAAGCAGGUUGCCUACUGCUAGAUUAAAGAAGAUUGUUCUGUUUGAUAGAAGGAUUGGUGCUGUUCUGCCCUCAUAUGUUACUAAUGAGGGAGCUGGAGUAUGCAAAUUGGACUGCAUUGGUCUGGGUUUUUGUUACUUGAGUGCUACUGUGAGUGGAGCUGUGAGCAAAGGAGCAGGAGCUGAAUUUAGGGGUGCAGUUUACAGGCAGUUUGUGUUUAUACCUUAA
This is a messenger RNA of Ilex paraguariensis (yerba mate), 486 nucleotides long. Lineage: Eukaryota; Viridiplantae; Streptophyta; Magnoliopsida; Aquifoliales; Aquifoliaceae. The record is from the annotation of a GenBank genome assembly.